Messenger RNA from Fusarium venenatum, 708 nucleotides. The record is from RefSeq and is a predicted model, not a curated record. NCBI's taxonomy places the organism in Eukaryota, Fungi, Ascomycota, Sordariomycetes, Hypocreales, Nectriaceae.
AUGCCGAAUGCAACAAAUCCGCUGGAACAGACAUGUGCAGUAAUGGCGCUUGUCCCCAUAGUAGAUUCUAUCGACACCAGCCCCAUUUCUACCGACGCGACCACGCAACCGAAGCAUUUCGAGCCCAUCACAGAACGGUGGCGGCGAUCAUUCUUGCAAUUGGUAUUCCUACAGAAGACUCACAAGCGAAACAUAAUAGCUGGUACUAGCGAUUCGGACGCGUUAGUAACUGAGGACAACUCAGUCCUGGCAGACCAGCUUCAGAAUGCCAUCACUUACAUCAAUAUCCGCAAGAACGCCCUAACUUUCGAAGAACUACACAUGCUGCUGUUGGGGACAGAGGAUUUUCGUCAACUAAAGAUCUGCAUAGAUGUGUACCUAAGUUGGCGGCCAGUCCUUUCAACGGAGUCUAAUUAUAUGAUACAAAACCAGGUGGUCGACAUUUUUACAAAGGUCGACCUGGACGACGAUCUCAAUAUGGAAGAUUGCGCAGCAGUGAUCUCGCAUCUCAUUGCUCGAGGCCUAGACAUAUUUAAGAGCUAUGACUAUGAGACGAGUACUCUAACACGAAUUCUACGUCGUAGGCGCACUUCAGAUGAAGCUGUGGAGGCUGUACAUCGCUGGCUCGAUUUGCUAGAGCUCGCCGGCGUUGGUGUAGAAACGUAUCUCCGGGUUGAACGGCAACGGUGUCUUGCUUCAUGUAAUUAA